Messenger RNA from Centruroides sculpturatus (bark scorpion), 1778 nucleotides. Its product is annotated as rho GTPase-activating protein 33-like. The transcript is spliced from 3 exons. Gene Ontology annotation, molecular function: GTPase activator activity. Gene Ontology annotation, biological process: small GTPase-mediated signal transduction. Bases 1216 to 1617 code for a protein of 133 amino acids. The record is from RefSeq and is a predicted model, not a curated record. NCBI's taxonomy places the organism in Eukaryota, Metazoa, Arthropoda, Arachnida, Scorpiones, Buthidae.
AAUUAAUAUAUUGAUUUGCCAUAUAUACAAAUUUAGAACUGCCAUUAAAUUUUUUCCUCCAUUAUGCAUUUUCAUCUUGCAGAACACUCUUACAUUCUUUCACAGAAUCUGCCAGUUUGCAAAACCCAGUGGUGUAGAUUAGAACAUUCUGUAGCUUGUUAUUGAAAGGUUAAAUUGUAUAAACUAUAUUUUAUUAUUUUUCUUUUUACUUUCUUUCAUUUUCAGUACAUUUGUUGCAUCCAAAAUGUUAGGUGUAAACGAAUGAACUUUAUAAACAAAAUUGGUAACUCCACGACAGAGGAGCAUUUUAUGUUCUGCAGUUUGCAAUGUCAGAAUCGCACAUCAUUGUGCAACAUGAGUAAUCUGCAGGAACUAUAGAAUUGUGCUGCUAUAGGACAAGUGACAAUGAAUAUGUAGUGUGUGUAGGAAGAAUUUGAGUAUGGGUUGGAUGUGUGCUGUUUGGCACAAGGUUCAUGCAAUGAGAAACUAUAAUGGGUAAAUGAAAAACUUGGACAGUUUUUCAAUGUUUUAAUGCACAUUAUGAUGCUCUCGGAUAUUAAGUAACAUAACUACAGUAAUUUAAAAUGGUAGCAUUAGUUUUGGAAGACCCUGUAUAUGUCAUAGGAUGUUUAGUAUGAAUUAUAGAUAUUCAGGUAAAUAGAAUGAUGGAUUCUUACCUUUAUAAUAAUAAAUCUGCUCACAUUAUCUUACGUUUACAAAGAUUUAUUAUAAACUAGCCUUGAGCAUUAGCUCAUUCUUUGAUUUCCUGCAGUUUGUUUGCUUUCAAAAAUGAAAAUGGUUGAAAAAGUUUGGUAUUCAAAAAUAUCAUCAGUAAUUUGUAAAAUUUGUUUGUUGUUAUAUUUUCUUAAUUGAUGUCAAAUGUUGUUUUUAUUAAAGGCUCUGAUUUAUGAGGAUAAUUUCUGUUAUAUGACAAAUUUGUAUAUAACUAGAAAUUGUGACCAAUACAAAGAGUUUUAGGUGCAAUUUUUAGAUAAAAUCUCAAAUAACCUAAAUUUUUAGUGUGUUUAUUCUACUUUGAUACUAUUGAUGUAAUUAGUGCUUUUCUAUUUUCUUCUACUUCAAAAAAUUGCAACAGAUUUAUAUUGUAAUGUAAAAAUAUAUGAUUUCAGGUUAGCAUUCGAUGAAGAUCGAAUUCCUGAUCUUACCGACGAAGCCAUCGUCCAAGAUAUCCACUGUGUUGCCUCUUUGUUAAAAAUGUAUUUUCGUGAAUUACCAAAUCCAUUAUUAACAUAUCAGUUAUAUGAUAAAUUUGUGAAUGCUGUGCAGUCCGAAGAAGAAGUUAGAUUAUUAAGAUUACGUGAUGUGGUUCAACAGCUGCCACCUCCUCACUAUCGUACUUUAGAAUACUUAAUGCUUCAUCUUGCAAAAGUUGCUGGUCAUGGAGGACGAACUGGAAUGACUCCAAAAAAUGUGGCAAUUGUCUGGGCCCCAAAUUUAUUGAGAUCAAAGGACGUUGAAGGUGGUGGAGUUGGUGCCCUUCACGUAGUGGGUGUUCAAGCAGUAUUAACCGAAUAUCUGAUCCGUUAUGCAGAUCUCAUUUUCAAUGAGAAGCUUCUUACAUUUCAGAGUCCAGGUCCCGAUGAGAGUAAGAAAUAAUUAAUGAAGUGUUUUGUCAAUAAAAUGAACAAAUUUAAUUAAUUUUGAGUAUUUAAAUUACUAAGCAAUGCCAACUGUAAACAUACCAAGAAAUUUAAAUUGAAUGUAAAAUUGUAUUCCAAAAGCAUUACUACUAGUAGCAAGCAUAAAAAAAUUAUUUA